AUGGAUGCUAGUGAGAGCGGCGAUAUUCGCCAAGAAGCCUUGGCAAUUAUGAAAGAGAUCGCUUUCUCUGUCAAGGAUAUUCAUGCUGCAAAAUCAUUACCUUGGUUGUUCGAGAUAUGCUAUAUUAAUGUCAUCACUCAAGAGGGAAAGAAUUAUUGCAUUGAAGUGACAGCAUCAGGAUGGAGGAUUGUUGGAUACGAAAAUAAUAAAAUUGAUGCAGACAAUCCAUCUGACUAUUACGAAACAUUAUACUCUCUGUUGGAUAAUUACAGCCCGUUAUAUCGAGAAAGCUUUGGUCAGGCAGUCAUCGCGAAAUUGAAUAAAUUUAAAGAAACAGAUCCACAAUAA
Messenger RNA from Trichoplax adhaerens, 348 nucleotides. RefSeq lists its product as uncharacterized. Lineage: Eukaryota; Metazoa; Placozoa; Uniplacotomia; Trichoplacea; Trichoplacidae. Gene Ontology annotation, biological process: regulation of canonical Wnt signaling pathway. Gene Ontology annotation, molecular function: kinase regulator activity; protein kinase A binding. The record is from RefSeq and is a predicted model, not a curated record. The transcript has 2 exons. Gene Ontology annotation, cellular component: cytoplasm. Bases 1 to 348 code for a protein of 115 amino acids.